AGAAGAAAUUUUUUGAUGAACAAAGCAGAGCAAGAAGAACUACUGUACGAUAAUCAAAAAAUAAUACGAUGAUUCGGAUCACAAAAUUUCUAGUGUUCAGCAUUUUUGCUGUGUACUUAAUUGCGGCAACACCAAGUAAUUCACGGGCUGUGAAUAACGGAUGGGGUGAUGAUAAUUACGACAUACCUAUAUCAAGUGAAAAUGGAAAUGACAAUGGAGGAAACAGUGGAACUAGUGCAAUAACCGGAUCACAAUCAUACAGCUACUCUGGAUCAGUAGGAUCUAGCAAUACUGGUACAGGAUCAGGAAGUGGAUCAGCCAGUAGUUCUUCAGCAGGUGCAAGUUCAGGAUCCUCUGGUCAAAGUGGAUCAGCCAGUAGCGCUGCAGCAGCUGCAGCAGCAGCAAGUUCAGGAUCAUCAAGUGAUGGUUUAACAGGUCAAAGUGGAUCAGCCAGUAGCGCUGCAGCAGCUGCAGCAGCUGCAAGUUCAGGGUCAUCUGGUGGUGGCUCGUCUAGUCAAAGUGGAUCAUCCAGUAACGCUGGAUCCUCUACGAGUACAGGACCAGCUGGUACUGUUGUAUCCAGUAACAGUGGAUCAUCUAGUAAUUCUGGAUCAUUGACAAGUACAGGACCAUCUGGUACUGUUUCAUCCAGUAACAGUGGAUCAUCAAGUAACGCUGGAUCAUCUACAAAAACAGGACCAGCUGGUACUGUUGUAUCCAGUAACAGUGGAUCAUCAAGUAACGCUGGAUCUGCUACAAAAACAGGACCAGCUGGUACUGUUGUAGCCAGUAACAGUGGAUCAUCAAGUAACGCUGGAUCAGUUACAAAAACAGGUUCAUCUGGUACUGUUUCAUCCAGUAACAGUGGAUCAUCAAGUAACGCUGGAUCUGCUACAAAAACAGGACCAUCCGGUACUGUAUCAUCCAGUAACAGUGGCUCAUCAAGUAACGCUGGAUCAUCUACAAGAACAGGACCAGCUGGUACUGUUGUAUCCAGUAACAGUGGAUCAUCAAGUAACGCUGGAUCUGCUACAAAAACAGGUUUAUCUGGUACUGUUUCAUCCAGUAACAGUGGAUCAUCAAGUAACGCUGGAUCAUCUACAAAAACAGGACCAGCUGGUACUGUUGUAUCUAGUAACAGUGGAUCAUCAAGUAACGCUGGAUCAGUUACAAAAACAGGUCCAUCUGGAACAGUUUCAUCCAGUAACAGUGGAUCAUCAAGUAACGCUGGAUCAUCUACAAGAACAGGACCAGCCGGUACUGUUGUAUCCAGUAACAGUGGAUCAUCAAGUAACGCUGGAUCCAUAACAAAAGCAGGACCAUCCGGUACUGUAUCAUCUAGUAACAGUGGCUCAUCAAGUAACGCUGGAUCAUCUACAAGAACAGGACCAGCUGGUACUGUUGUAUCCAGUAACAGUGGAUCAACAAGUAACGCUGGAUCUGCUACAAAAACAGGACCAGCUGGUACUGUUGUAGCCAGUAACAGUGGAUCAUCAAGUAACGCUGGAUCAGUUACAAGAACAGGACCAGCUGGUACUGUUGUAUCCAGUAACAGUGGAUCAUCAAGUAACGCUGGAUCAGUUACAAAAACAGGUCCAUCUGGAACAGUUUCAUCCAGUAACAGUGGAUCAUCAAGUAACGCUGGAUCAUCUACAAGAACAGGACCAGCCGGUACUGUUGUAUCCAGUAACAGUGGAUCAUCAAGUAACGCUGGAUCAGUUACAAAAACAGGUCCAUCUGGUACUGUUGUAUCCAGUAACAGUGGAUCAUCAAGUAACGCUGGAUCUGCUACGAAAACAGGACCAGCUGGUACUGUUGUAUCCAGUAACAGUGGAUCAUCAAGUAACGCUGGAUCUGCUACAAAAACAGGACCAGCUGGUACUGUUGUAGCCAGUAACAGUGGAUCAUCAAGUAACGCUGGAUCAGUUACAAAAACAGGUCCAUCUGGUACUGUUGUAGCCAGUAACAGUGGAUCAUCAAGUAACGCUGGAUCAGUUACAAAAACAGGUCCAUCUGGUACUGUUGUAUCCAGUAACAGUGGAUCAUCAAGUAACGCUGGAUCUGCUACAAAAACAGGUCCAUCUGGUACUGUUUCAUCCAGUAACAGUGGAUCAUCAAGUAACGCUGGAUCAGUUACAAAAACAGGUCCAUCUGGUACUGUUGUAUCCAGUAACAGUGGAUCAUCAAGUAACGCUGGAUCAGUUACAAAAACAGGACCAGCUGGUACUGUUUCAUCCAGUAACAGUGGAUCAUCAAGUAACGCUGGAUCAGUUACAAAAACAGGUCCAUCUGGUACUGUUUCAUCCAGUAACAGUGGAUCAUCAAGUAACGCUGGAUCAUCUACAAAAACAGGACCAUCCGGUACUGUAUCAUCCAGUAACAGUGGAUCAUCAAGUAACGCUGGAUCAGUUACAAAAACAGGUCCAUCUGGUACUGUUGUAUCCAGUAACAGUGGAUCAUCAAGUAACGCUGGAUCUGCUACAAAAACAGGACCAGCUGGUACUGUUGUAGCCAGUAACAGUGGAUCAUCAAGUAACGCUGGAUCAUCUACAAAAACAGGACCAGCUGGUACUGUUGUAGCCAGUAACAGUGGAUCAUCAAGUAACGCUGGAUCAGUUACAAAAACAGGUCCAUCUGGUACUGUUGUAUCCAGUAACAGUGGAUCAUCAAGUAACGCUGGAUCUGCUACAAAAACAGGACCAGCUGGUACUGUUUCAUCCAGUAACAGUGGAUCAUCAAGUAACGCUGGAUCAGUUACAAAAACAGGUCCAUCUGGUACUGUUGUAUCCAGUAACAGUGGAUCAUCAAGUAACGCUGGAUCUGCUACAAAAACAGGACCAUCUGGUACCGUUUCAUCCAGUAACAGUGGCUCAUCAAGUAACGCUGGAUCAUCUACAAAAACAGGACCAGCUGGUACUGUUGUAUCCAGUAACAGUGGAUCAUCAAGUAACGCUGGAUCAUCUACAAAAACAGGACCAGCUGGUACUGUUGUAUCCAGUAACAGUGGAUCAUCAAGUAACGCUGGAUCAGUUACAAAAACAGGUCCAUCUGGUACUGUUUCAUCCAGUAACAGUGGAUCAUCAAGUAACGCUGGAUCUGCUACAAAAACAGGACCAUCUGGUACUGUUUCAUCCAGUAACAGUGGAUCAUCAAGUAACGCUGGAUCAUCUACAAAAACAGGACCAGCUGGUACUGUUGUAUCCAGUAACAGUGGAUCAUCAAGUAACGCUGGAUCUGCUACAAAAACAGGACCAGCUGGUACUGUUGUAUCCAGUAACAGUGGAUCAUCAAGUAACGCUGGAUCAGUUACAAAAACAGGUCCAUCUGGUACUGUUUCAUCCAGUAACAGUGGAUCAUCAAGUAACGCUGGAUCAGUUACAAAAACAGGUCCAUCUGGUACUGUUUCAUCCAGUAACAGUGGAUCAUCAAGUAACGCUGGAUCAUCUACAAAAACAGGACCAGCUGGUACUGUUGUAUCCAGUAACAGUGGAUCAUCAAGUAACGCUGGAUCCAUAACAAAAGCAGGACCAUCCGGUACUGUAUCAUCCAGUAACAGUGGCUCAUCAAGUAACGCUGGAUCAUCUACAAGAACAGGACCAGCUGGUACUGUUGUAUCCAGUAACAGUGGAUCAUCAAGUAACGCUGGAUCUGCUACAAAAACAGGACCAGCUGGUACUGUUGUAGCCAGUAACAGUGGAUCAUCAAGUAACGCUGGAUCAGUUACAAGAACAGGACCAGCUGGUACUGUUGUAUCCAGUAACAGUGGAUCAUCAAGUAACGCUGGAUCAGUUACAAAAACAGGUCCAUCUGGAACAGUUUCAUCCAGUAACAGUGGAUCAUCAAGUAACGCUGGAUCAUCUACAAGAACAGGACCAGCCGGUACUGUUGUAUCCAGUAACAGUGGAUCAUCAAGUAACGCUGGAUCAGUUACAAAAACAGGUCCAUCUGGUACUGUUGUAUCCAGUAACAGUGGAUCAUCAAGUAACGCUGGAUCUGCUACAAAAACAGGACCAGCUGGUACUGUUGUAUCCAGUAACAGUGGAUCAUCAAGUAACGCUGGAUCUGCUACAAAAACAGGACCAGCUGGUACUGUUGUAGCCAGUAACAGUGGAUCAUCAAGUAACGCUGGAUCAGUUACAAAAACAGGUCCAUCUGGUACUGUUGUAUCCAGUAACAGUGGAUCAUCAAGUAACGCUGGAUCAGUUACAAAAACAGGUCCAUCUGGUACUGUUGUAUCCAGUAACAGUGGAUCAUCAAGUAACGCUGGAUCUGCUACAAAAACAGGUCCAUCUGGUACUGUUUCAUCCAGUAACAGUGGAUCAUCAAGUAACGCUGGAUCAGUUACAAAAACAGGUCCAUCUGGUACUGUUUCAUCCAGUAACAGUGGAUCAUCAAGUAACGCUGGAUCAGUUACAAAAACAGGUCCAUCUGGUACUGUUUCAUCCAGUAACAGUGGAUCAUCAAGUAACGCUGGAUCAUCUACAAAAACAGGACCAGCUGGUACUGUUGUAUCCAGUAACAGUGGAUCAUCAAGUAACGCUGGAUCAGUUACAAAAACAGGUCCAUCUGGUACUGUUUCAUCCAGUAACAGUGGAUCAUCAAGUAACGCUGGAUCAGUUACAAAAACAGGUCCAUCUGGUACUGUUUCAUCCAGUAACAGUGGAUCAUCAAGUAACGCUGGAUCAUCUACAAAAACAGGACCAGCUGGUACUGUUGUAUCCAGUAACAGUGGAUCAUCAAGUAACGCUGGAUCAGUUACAAAAACAGGUCCAUCUGGUACUGUUUCAUCCAGUAACAGUGGAUCAUCAAGUAACGCUGGAUCAUCUACAAGAACAGGACCAGCCGGUACUGUUUCAUCCAGUAACAGUGGAUCAUCAAGUAACGCUGGAUCAGUUACAAAAACAGGUCCAUCUGGUACUGUUUCAUCCAGUAACAGUGGCUCAUCAAGUAACGCUGGAUCAUCUACAAAAACAGGACCAGCUGGUACUGUUGUAUCCAGUAACAGUGGAUCAUCAAGUAACGCUGGAUCAGUUACAAAAACAGGUCCAUCUGGUACUGUUUCAUCCAGUAACAGUGGAUCAUCAAGUAACGCUGGAUCAGUUACAAAAACAGGUCCAUCUGGUACUGUUUCAUCCAGUAACAGUGGAUCAUCAAGUAACGCUGGAUCAGUUACAAAAACAGGUCCAUCUGGUACUGUUUCAUCCAGUAACAGUGGAUCAUCAAGUAACGCUGGAUCAUCUACAAGAACAGGACCAGCUGGUACUGUUGUAUCCAGUAACAGUGGAUCAUCAAGUAACGCUGGAUCAGUUACAAAAACAGGUCCAUCUGGUACUGUUUCAUCCAGUAACAGUGGAUCAUCAAGUAACGCUGGAUCAUCUACAAAAACAGGACCAUCUGGUACUGUAUCAUCCAGUAACAGUGGAUCAUCAAGUAACGCUGGAUCAGUUACAAAAACAGGACCAUCCGGUACUGUAUCAUCCAGUAACAGUGGAUCAUCAAGUAACGCUGGAUCAUCUACAAGAACAGGACCAGCUGGUACUGUUGUAUCCAGUAACAGUGGAUCAUCAAGUAACGCUGGAUCAUCUACGAAUUCCGGAACAACUUCUGGCAGCGUAUUAUCUAGCACUACUGCAUCUCCUACAAAACCAACUAAAAUUUCUGGCAGCGUAUCAUCUAGUACCACUGCAUCCCCCACAAAACCAACUAAAAAUCCCGGCAACGUAUCAUCUAGUACUAUUGCAUCCCCUACAAAACCAACAAAAGCUGUCGUCAAUCCUCACAACAGAGGUCAUUCAGGUCAUGAGCAUCAUCACCACAGAGGUCUGCAUUGGGGUCAUAAACUUAGAGAACACAUACGCCAUGAACGAAUCAUUCCACAUCACGAGAUAAGAAAGCAUUCUCAACGUGAUUGUUAAGACAACUUAGACAUUAUUUUAUUUUGUCUUCUACAACAGAUGUUCAAUCUAAGUCAUCCUAUUUUUAAUGCUACUAAUUUAUGUAAAUAUAUUGAAUCAUACUUUUUUUUUUUUUUUUUAUCUUCCUAUAUUUUUGCAGUCCUAACAGUGAUUAUUUUCGUACUGAAUCAUAUUAUUAUAAUUUAGUUUUAUCUUAAGUUUUCCUGUAAACGUAUAAAAGCAUUUCACAAUAAAUAAAUU
Molecule: messenger RNA, 6155 nt
Organism: Aphidius gifuensis
Lineage: Eukaryota; Metazoa; Arthropoda; Insecta; Hymenoptera; Braconidae
Exons: 6
Coding region: 69-5915 (1948 amino acids)
Source: RefSeq, a predicted model, not a curated record